UUCGCGUACUCAGAGCCGGAAAUGCGCCGCAGCGGGCGAAGUUAAAAAUAAAAAUGCUGCUUGUAUAGCGUUCAGGUGUCACCGGGACAUUAACCGUUAGUUUGAUAAUAUCGGUAAUGCCCGCUGGUCUCCACACCCGCGUCCCUGAUGGGUUUAAUGCGGUGAGCGCGGAUGAAGUGGCCAAAUUGUGCUACGAGCGUUUCAGGCAGCUUCCCCCCAGAGGGAAGCCUGAGCCGGGCAGAGAGUGGACCCUGCUGGCCGCUGUGCUGCAGAUCACCCGCGGAGCUGACCCCCUCUCAGCUGCCAUGGAGGUCGUUUCCCUGGGAACUGGGACCAAAUGUAUUGGACAGACCUCCAUGAGUCCCAGCGGUGAUGUGCUUAACGACAGCCACGCAGAGGUCAUUGCCAGAAGGGGAUGUGUCAGGUACCUGAUCCAGGAGCUGCGCGGCGCCGUGAGCGGUCGGGGCAGCUCUGUGUUUUGUGCAGCAGAUGAGCGAGGAAAGUGGAGGAUUCGGCCGGGAGUUUCCUUCCUCCUCUUUAGCAGUCACACUCCCUGUGGUGACGCCUCCAUCAUCCCCGUGACCGACAGCCAGCCUCAGCCCUGCCUUCCUGUCACGUCGGUAAAGAGCCGUGAACGGAUGGAUGGAGGAGGAGACCUGAAAAGGAAAGCCGAGGAAUCUGGUGAGGAGCAGACCUCGAAGCUGCCUCGUGUGGAGGAGAAGGCAGAGACGAAGGAAGAGGACAGAGGAGACUCAGACUUGCUGAAUUUAAAGAGGAACUUCAAGGAAACAUCAGUGGAAACAGUCUCACCAUCAUCACAGCCAAAGAUAAAAGACGGCAGCUCCACAGACUUCGGUCGAACUGACCGUGCUGGGCUGCAUCAUCAGGUCCCAGACAUUCACAGAACGGGGGCCAAGUGUGUACCGGGAGGCCCGGCCGACCCUCUGCAGCCUGGGGUGGGGUACCACAGCACGGGGGUUCUGCGGGUGAAGCCCGGCAGAGGAGAGUCGACUCUCUCCCUCUCCUGCAGUGACAAGCUGGCCCGCUGGGGGGUGCUGGGCUUCCAGGGUGCCCUGCUGUCCCAUUACCUGCAGGAGGCGCUGUACUUCAGCACGGUGGUGGUGGGGAAGUGUCCGUAUGACCAAGAAGUCAUGCAGAGAGCUUUGGUCACGAGGUGCUCCCAUGUGUCGGACCUCCCCGCCGGUUUCUCUGUGCGUCCUCCUGAGCUGCUGCAGUCAACCUUGGAGUUUCCCUUCAGCCAAGCCCAAACUGAGCUCCAACACCAGGCCGGUCAGGGCCGCAUCUCCCCCUGCGGGGCAGGAACAAAGGUUGGCCUCGAGCACAGAAGCUUCUUCUACUUGCAGUUCAGACCUUCUGUUUGUGAGGAGCAGCCAAUCAAAUUUGACUUAAAGGCAGGGGGGAGAGAGCUAAAACAGCUUGUUUCAGUGGAGGAACUGAGCAGAAGAUAAUAAAGGAUUUCACAUCAAGAGGCUCUGCCAGAAUUCAUUAAAUGUCUUUUAAUGAUGUUUGUAAUUAAUUUUUUAAUUGUCUUUUAUGUUCUUUUAAUUGCUUUAAUUAUUUUUCCUGUGGUUUAAAUUAGUGUUUUAAUUUGCUCGGUGCUGGUUGAAGUGAUGGCCGCUCCACCUCUGACCAGCAGUUGUAGCUCAGGAGGUAGAGCAGGUCAUCUACUAAUCAGAAGGUCAGUGGUUUGAUUCCUGCAUGCCGAAGUAUCAUUGGGCAAGAUACUGAACCCUGAGUUGCUCUCUGACGUGUUCACGGAGUGUGAAUGUCACACAGAGAGCAUGUAGGUGUAGAAAAAAGAGCUUGUAUGAAUGUGUGUGAAUGAGGUGUGUUCAGUGUGUGUCUGAGGUUUUGGUUGUUACA
This is a messenger RNA of Archocentrus centrarchus (flier cichlid), 1884 nucleotides long. It is a transcript of the gene adat1, whose product is annotated as adenosine deaminase tRNA specific 1. The record is from RefSeq and is a predicted model, not a curated record. Gene Ontology annotation, biological process: tRNA processing. Lineage: Eukaryota; Metazoa; Chordata; Actinopteri; Cichliformes; Cichlidae. Gene Ontology annotation, molecular function: adenosine deaminase activity; tRNA-specific adenosine deaminase activity; RNA binding. Bases 117 to 1469 code for a protein of 450 amino acids. The transcript is spliced from 7 exons.